Messenger RNA from Penicillium hordei, 981 nucleotides. RefSeq lists its product as uncharacterized. NCBI's taxonomy places the organism in Eukaryota, Fungi, Ascomycota, Eurotiomycetes, Eurotiales, Aspergillaceae. The record is from RefSeq and is a predicted model, not a curated record. The transcript has a single exon. Gene Ontology annotation, molecular function: zinc ion binding; hydrolase activity, acting on ester bonds. Gene Ontology annotation, cellular component: nucleus. The coding region runs from base 1 to 981 and encodes 326 amino acids.
AUGGCUGUGACAAAGCAUCUACGAGACCCCCCUCCCCUGGACGAGCUUGCAGCUGUGAUUGAGAAAGCCCUUUUAUCCAAUUUUAAAACUGCAAGUGCAACAGUUGCUGAGUGUCCAGACCUUGAACAACCACCUUUCAACCUCGCUGCAUCUGGGCUUUCCGGAAAUCCUCGAAUAGCGGACAUAGGUGGACAACAACAUCUCUUCCCUAGACCGAUCCUCAAUGCCAAAUAUUCGCUAGUUUCUCUGGCCCAAGAUAUGGAAAUGUCCCCUAUGGCAGGUUUUAUUCUUGGGGCAGGCGCCGCUCCAUUUCAGGAUAUUGGUCAAAACGCCGAGCUGGCGCCCAAUCUAUCCUGGAGAUCAAGCGAAAAAGCACCCAGCUUUGAUGAUCCAAGCUUGCUGACCUUCGACAAUGGCACACGGGUGAUCAAGGUCCAGAGAGACCGAGAUCAUACGCCGCUAUGUGAUCGUGCAUCGAGUACAAAUUGCGCGUUGAUGGUCAACCUCUUCGGAUCAGAUGGAGACACUGGCCCUGUUCUCAAAAUCAAUGCCAAGGCGCGGAAGGGAGAAGAUAAUUUCACCGACUGUUUACGUUAUGGCUUGCAAAAGGUCUAUGGGGAUUCCAAACCAAUCAGUCUUGGUGGGGUUUUUCUUUUGAAAUCUGGGAAAGCCAAGUUUCACAUCAUGCCUGACUUUCCCCCGGAAGAUCAGUUGCCAUUUCGAGAUCGCAAGCAGUUAGAAACGGAAUGGCUGUCAUAUCAUAUAUUCCAGGCCCCUAUAGUCUGCCUGACUGUGAUGCACAGUAGUGACCCGGAAGGAUUGGGGUUAAGAAUGGAGCAUACUCACUGCUUUGGCGCAAAUGGGACCACCAAAGGAGGUCAUUACCAUUAUGAUAUUCAGGAUGGAGAUGAGGAUGUUGAGUACGAGGCUUACCUUAAUGUCGCAUCUGUGGUUUAUAGGGUAGAUCGGCCCGGUAUUUAG